UUGUGUUCCCGCGAGCUUGAUGCAUUUUCUGUAUCUUCUGAUGUCAUCUCUUCUCCCCUUAUUUCCUUUCCUUCAUUCUUCCGCAUCUUUACCUCACUCCAUUCCCUUCUUCAUUAUCAACCAAAACCCAAACACAGAACUAAUAAUAGGAGAAAGAAAAGAUGACAUUGUACAUGCCAUUGUUCAGGUCAUGUUUUACCUUAAGAUCACUCACCCAACUCCAUGCCCACCUCGUCGUCACUGGUCUCCACACCGACCCACUUGCCUCCACCAAGCUUCUCGAGUCCUACGCCCAAAUGGGGUCUCUCCCUUCAUCAAGAGUCGUUUUUGAAACCCACCCAUCUCCCGAUUCCUUCAUGUUCGGUGUCCUCAUUAAGUGUUACUUAUGGCACCAAUUGUUUCACCAAGUAGUUUCCCUUUACCACAAUAACAUUCAAAAGGGUUCCCACCUAAUCCAGGACUGCACUUUCCUUUACCCUUCUGUUCUCAAAGCUGUUUCUGGUGUUGGGGACUUGGUUAUGGGCAGGAAAGUGCAUGGCAAGAUACUUAGGUCCGGUUUUGGCGCUGAUCAUGUCAUUGGAACUUCGUUGUUGAGCAUGUAUGGGGAAUUGGAUUGUUUGAAUGAUGCCCGGAAGGUGUUUGAUGAAAUGCAUGUUAGAGAUUUAGUUUCGUGGAGUUCGGUUAUUGCGUGUUAUGUGGAGAAUGGGCGACCGCAAGAAGGGUUGGUAAUGUUGCGUGGGAUGGUUUACGAGGGAAUCGAACUGGACUCUGUUACAAUGCUCAGCGUGGCUGAGGCUUGUGGCAAGGUUGGUUGUCUUAAGCUGGCAAAAUCGGUGCAUGGGUAUGGAAUAAGGAAAGAGAUGGUCGGUGAUUCGAGUUUGAGGAAUUCUCUUAUUGUUAUGUACAGUCAGUGUAGUUACUUAUGUGGAGCAAAAGGGGUUUUUGAAGGUGUUGGUGAUCGAAGUACUUCUUGUUGGACUUCUAUGAUCUCUUCGUGUAAUCAGAAUGGGUGCUUUGAAGAGGCGAUUGAUGCUUUUAGGAAAAUGCAGAAAUCAGGAGUUGAAGUCAAUGAGGUGACUAUGAUCAGUGUUCUGUCUUGUUGUGCUAGGUUAGGCUGGUUGAAAGAGGGAAUGUCAGUUCAUAGCUUUAUUUUGAGGAGAGAAAUGAAUGGUGCUGAUCUUGAUAUAGGGCCUGCACUGAUGGAUUUCUAUGCUGCGUUUUGGAAAAUAAGCAGUUGUGAAAAGCUUCUUCAUUUAAUUGGAAACAGCAGUGUUGUAUCAUGGAACACUCUAAUAUCAAUUUAUGCGCAGGAGGGUUUAAACAAGGAAGCCAUGGUGCUCUUUGCACGUAUGUUAGAAAAGGGGCUAAUGCCGGACCCGUUUAGCUUAGCAAGUUCUACUUCAGCCAGUGCAGAUGCUGGUUCAAUACUAUUUGGACAGCAGAUACACGGCCAUGUGAUGAAAAGAGGCUUCCGGGAUGAAUUUGUUCAGAACUCAUUGAUGGAUAUGUAUUCAAAAUGUGGCUUUGUGGAUUUCGCAUACGCAAUUUUUGACAAGAUUAGGGAGAAAAGCAUUGUGACAUGGAACUGUAUGAUUUCUGGGUUUUCUCAAAAUGGCAUUUCAUUAGAAGCACUCAAGCUAUUUGACGAGAUGUACUUCAAUUAUAUUGACAUUAAUGAAGUAACCUUCUUAAGUGCAAUUCAAGCAUGCUCCAAUUCGGGUUAUCUAGAGAAGGGAAAAUGGAUUCACCAUAAGCUCAUUGUAUCUGGUAUGCAGAGGUAUCUAUACAUAGAUACAGCUCUGGUUGACAUGUAUGCCAAGAGUGGGGACCUUCUAACGGCCAAAGGAGUUUUUGAUAACAUGGCAGAGAAAAGUGUGGUGUCAUGGAGUGCCAUGAUUGCUGCUUAUGGCAUACAUGGUCAACUAACUUCUGCCACCACCCUCUUCACAAAAAUGGUAGACUCACAUAUUAAACCAAAUGAAAUAACUUUCUUGAACAUCCUUUCUGCAUGCAGGCAUGCUGGAUCAGUUGAAAAAGGAAAGUUCUAUUUUGACUUAAUGAAGGAUUAUGGCAUAGUGCCUAAUGCAGAACAUUUUGCCUCUAUAGUUGACCUUCUAAGCCGUGCCGGUGAUAUCAAUGGAGCAUAUGAAAUAAUUAAGUCAACAUGUCUACCUAUAGAUGCUAGCAUAUGGGGUGCUUUGCUUAAUGGCUGUAGAAUACAUGGGAGGAUGGAUUUGAUUAACAACAUUCAUAAAGAACUUAGAGAAUUAAGAACAGGUGAUACAGGACACUACACUUUGUUAUCUAACAUAUAUGCUGAGGGAGGAAACUGGUAUGAAUCCAGAAAGGUGAGAUCAAAGAUGGAAGGACUGGGCCUAAAGAAGGUCCCUGGCUUCAGUUCAAUUGAGAUAGAUAAGAAAAUUUACAGAUUCGGAGCCGGAGAUACUUCUUCUGAAUGGCAAAUGAAAGAAAUUUAUAUGUUUUUAGAAAAUUUUCAGAGUUUGGCACAGGAACAAGGAUGUGAUGUAGAAUGUCAUGGCACAAUGUUUGGAACUAGUGUGUUUUUUGAGGAUUAUAGACCGUAUAACUUGCAGAGAGAAACCAGAAGUUGCAUUUUAUAACUUGCAGAGAGAAAUCAGAAAGUUGCAUUUUGAACAAAUCAAUCCAAUCUUAGAAUGAUAUAAUCGUUUCAGGAAAAUGUUUGUAGAGAUUAUUCUGUUGUGUCAUACUGACCUGACCACCAACUUACAUAGAGAAUAUUUGUAGAGAUUAAAUUUCUUUCUUCUUAAUUUGCACCAAAAUUUCUAACGGCUCUAUGACC
This is a messenger RNA of Vigna angularis (adzuki bean), 2821 nucleotides long. Its product is annotated as putative pentatricopeptide repeat-containing protein At1g69350, mitochondrial. Gene Ontology annotation, biological process: RNA modification. The transcript has a single exon. Gene Ontology annotation, molecular function: protein binding; RNA binding. The record is from RefSeq and is a predicted model, not a curated record. NCBI's taxonomy places the organism in Eukaryota, Viridiplantae, Streptophyta, Magnoliopsida, Fabales, Fabaceae. Bases 162 to 2621 code for a protein of 819 amino acids.